Messenger RNA from Paramisgurnus dabryanus, 7353 nucleotides. RefSeq names its product SH3 and multiple ankyrin repeat domains 3a (gene shank3a). Lineage: Eukaryota; Metazoa; Chordata; Actinopteri; Cypriniformes; Cobitidae. The record is from RefSeq and is a predicted model, not a curated record. Gene Ontology annotation, cellular component: postsynaptic membrane; postsynaptic density; dendritic spine. Gene Ontology annotation, molecular function: ionotropic glutamate receptor binding; synaptic receptor adaptor activity.
CACUUUCUGUCUCUCUGAUUAGACACACACAAUUAUCUCUGAUGUGAAAGUGGAUGUACAGUAGCAUGUGGAUGUAAGCAUGCAUUUCUGCUCUGGAUUUGACCAUUUGUGAGGGAGGCACUAUGCAGUCGGAGCUCCACACACACAGAGCAUGCCUGUGAGUGCGGGCUCGGGCAAACAUGAGCCUUCCCAGCCCAGAGAUCGUCCACAGCAGCAGCCCAAACUCCCAUCUGAGCCCCCCUCUGCCCACCCCCUCUCCCCACCUCUCUCGCUGCCUCUCUCUCUCCCUCUCCUCAUCUACUCUCGACCUGCGCAGCCUCUUCCCUGCUGCCGCUCCAGCACCAGCCGGGGGGACAGCUCCCGAUCUCCGCACGCCGACGUUUGCAGAGCGCCGGCCGGCCCCAUGGAGGAACCCCAGGGCAACACUCUGGUCGUCCGCAUAGGCAUCCCCGACCUGCAGCAAACGAAAUGCAUGAAGUUCAACAUUGAGUCGCCCAUCUGGUUGUCUAAACAGCGGAUCCUCUGCACACUUAACCAGAGCCUAAAGGAUGUGCUAAACUACGGAUUGUUCCAACCCGCAUAUAACGGCAAAGCCGGGAAGUUUUUGGACGAGCAGCGCACACUUAAAGAAUAUCCACUUCCUGCCAUUUCUCCUGUACCAUACCUGGAGUUUCGCUACAAAAGGCGUGUGUACGCACAGGCCCACCUGGAUGAAAAGCAGCUGUCAAAACUUCACACCAAGGCUAACUUGAAGAAGUUCAUGGAAUAUGUUCAGCAAAGGAACAUUGAGAAGGUAUCAAAGUUUUUGGAGAAAGGGCUUGACCCGAACUUCCACGACCCAGAGUCUGGAGAAUGUCCGCUGACAAUGGCGGCGCAGCUGGAAGGUUGUGCGGAGCUUAUCAAAGUUCUAAAGAAUGGAGGAGCUCACCUGGACUUCAGGACCCAAGAUGGCAUCACAUCGCUUCACAAAGCGGUCCGCACCAAGAACCACACGGCACUUAUUACGCUGCUGGAUCUGGGUGCGUCUCCGGACUACAAAGACAGUCGAGGUCUAACUCCUCUGUAUCAUAGCUCCAUGGUGGGGGGAGACCCGUACUGCUGUGAACUUCUGCUUCAUGACCACGCUCAGGUGGGCUGCAUGGAUGAGAACGGCUGGCAGGAGAUACAUCAGGCCUGCCGUCACGGACACGUUCAGCAUCUGGAACACCUGCUGUUUUAUGGAGCAGACAUGAGCGCUCAGAACGCUUCCGGAAACACUGCCCUGCACGUGUGUGCUCUCUACAACCAGGAUAGCUGUGCAAGAGUGUUGCUGUUCAGAGGGGUGAAUAAAGAGAUAAAGAACUACAACAGCCAAACUGCCUUCCAGGUGGCUAUAAUAGCUGGAAAUUUUGACCUGGCCGAAAUUAUUAAGACUCACAAAGCAUCAGAUGUUGUGCCUUUCAGGGAAACGCCCUCCUACACAAAUCGCCGGCGCGUGACUGGAGGCGAUACUCUGACAUCAUCACGCCUGCUGCCUCGCUCCGCCUCCGACAACAACCUGAACAACGUUGCCGACGUCAGCCACGCCCACUCCCCCGUGCCGUCCCUGAGGAGCCUGCCACCACUCGCGCACUCCGGGAUCGAAGCGGCAGCCGACGGCAGCCUGCAUAGCACGGCCAGCUCUCUCUCCUCGCACUCUCGCUCGCCCUCCCUUCAGCGUGUCGGGGAGGAGUCCGUGCGGCGUCACGCCCCCCUCAAGCACUCCCAUAGCCGUGGACGCCUCAGCCCGGGGACGGUCCAGCGAGACCCCAGCCCUCCUCUCACGGGGCCCUCGCGCACACUCUCAGGAGCCCGGGGCCCUAAACGGAAACUCUACAGCGCCGUGCCGGGGCGCACCUUCAUCGUGGUCAAACCGUACACGCCGCAAGGGGAGGGAGAGAUACAGUUGAACCGUGGAGAGAGGGUCAAAGUGUUAAGUAUAGGAGAAGGUGGGUUCUGGGAGGGCACGGUAAAAGGGAGAACCGGCUGGUUUCCUGCAGAAUGUGUGGAGGAGGUCCAGAUGAGACAGUUUGAUCCUCGACUUGAAACGAGAGAGGAUCGAACCAAGAGGCUUUUCAGACAUUACACUGUGGGCUCCUACGACAACUUUACCUCAUAUAGCGAUUACAUCAUCGAGGAGAAGAACGCUGUGCUACAGAAGAAAGAGAAUGAGGGAUUUGGCUUUGUCUUGCGAGGAGCAAAAGCGGAGACACCUAUUGAGGAGUUUACACCCACACCUGCCUUUCCUGCGCUGCAGUACCUGGAGUCUGUGGAUGUUGAGGGUGUGGCCUGGAGGGCGGGGCUAAGAACUGGUGACUUCCUCAUUGAGGUGAAUGGUGUAAACGUGGUAAAGGUGGGACACAAGCAGGUGGUGUCACUCAUUCGACAGGGCGGGAACAGUUUGCUGAUGAAGGUUGUGUCCGUCACACGCAAGCCGGAGUCUGAAGAAACGGUCAGAAAAAAGGCACCCCCGCCUCCAAAGAGAUCGCCCAGCACCACGCUCACACUGAGAUCCAAAAGCAUGACUGCUGAGCUUGAAGAACUAGCCUCUGCCAGGAGGAGAAGAGGAGGAGAUCGAUUAGAUGAGAUUUUGGCCUCUCAGGAGUCAGUACUGAGGCCAAAGGUGGAAUCAGAUUACAGGGCAGCCACGGUAAAACAACGACCAUCCAGCCGCCGAAUAACACCAGCAGAAAUCAGUUCUCUUUUUGAGCGGCAAGGUCUAGCUCUUCAUGGUGCUCUCCAUCCAGCACUGGAUAAAGCCCACAUACAGCUGCCGAAAAGCGUGGCCAGAACCAAGUCAUUUGGAGCAACCGAAGAGGAUCGACUGUCUGCCCUAGCAGCGGAGCACAGGUUUCCGCGGAGCUCCUCCAUGACGGACAGCCUGAGAGACAGCCAUAGUAUACCUCCCCCUCCCCAAACCGCUCCCCCACCUCCUCCAUCACUGUACUAUUAUGAUACAGGCCCUCCUCCUUCCUUCUGCCCGCCACCUCCCCCCGGCCGCAUUCAUGACCCCAGUCGGUCUAGUUUUAAGCCGGGCUCCGAGCCAAGACUGCACGCAUUGCCUCAGACAAUGUCUGCAGAGAUGUUCGAGCCCCCUCGUCAUGCCUCCCACAUGGACCGGCAAAAAAAGGCUCGUUCCAUGAUCAUCCUGCAGGACUCCUCCCACGUCCCUGUGGAGCCUACUGAAAUCCCAAGGCCAGGUCCCAUUUCGACUCCGCCUGAGAGGAUCAAACGGAAAGGUCGAGUCAUUGAUAACCCUUACGCCAAUGUGGGCCAAUUCAGCGUUGGCCUGUUCACGAGCAAGCCUCAGCGGAGAAAGAGCCCGCUUGUAAAGCAACUGCAAGUGGAGGAUGCCCAAGAGAGAGCUUCGCUGGCACUGGCAUCCAUCCAUGCCAGAGAGCAUUCUCCAUCAGGACGCCUAGCUGCACACCACACCAGCAGGGCUGAUUUUUACCAGCAGCAGCUGUUGCAGGAACGUAGUCAAGCUCAGGCUGAGGGAUUGUUUCAAGGAAAAGGACCCUUUGCUGUCGCCAUUGCUGAUGCUGUGAAAGACCGUGAACGUCGUCUGGAAGAUAGACGGAAAUCCACAGUCUUCCUAUCGGUGGGUACUAUGGAGGGCAGUUCAGUUUCUCCCCAAGAGGCCCCCUCACUUACACCAUCUCGUUCUGUUGAUGAGCGAAUGCUUACGCGUGAGCUUGGUCAGUUGCCGCCUCCUGCCUUGGCAUUGCGUCCCUCUCCUGGGGGCACCACCUUCAUUCACCCUCUAACAGGCAAGCCCCUGGACCCGAACUCUCCACUGGCACUUGCGCUGGCCGCAAGGGAACGGGCAUUAACCUCUCAAACUCAAUCUCCUGCAAGCAGCCCUGAACCCAGAACUAAACAUGAAGCUGCUGGAGGGGUCCUGUUUAUGGACACACAGACCAAAGAGGCUAAGCGUUCUGAGGUUGAGGGGGAUUUUGCCUCACCACCCUUUUCCCCUGGAGCAAAAAGAAUUUAUGAGACCUCUGUCCCCACCAGCAAGAUUCAGUGGGGAAGUCCCAUAUCCACCAGGAAAGAGAUAGAAACAAGUUCAGAAAGAAAGGAUGAGAGAAAACUUGAAGAUAAGAAGAGUAUGAUAAUAAGCAUCAUGGACACAUCUCAGCAGAAAACUGCUGGGCACAUCAUGGUUCAUGCAACAAGUAAUGGGGACGCUGUGGGACCCAGCCCAGAGCACAGUGCCCCCACCCCAAAAGGGUCUUUGUCAGAAAGCCCCAAACCCAUGUUGGCUGAAAUAAAGCGUGCUAAGUCCCCUGCUCCUGAUGGUUCUUCAAUAUCCACGCCACCUUCAGCCACAACUCCAACUUCACAACCACAACCUAGCCCGUCCUCAGAUAAAACCCUGGUUCAGGGUAGUUCCGAGGAGGAUGUGGAUCCCUAUACAGUAACCCUUCCACCCGCCAUGCUCUCCUCCAGCGAUGAGGAGACGCGUGAGGAGCUCCGCAAAAUUGGCGUUGUUCCUCCACCAGACGAAUUUUCCAAUGGCCUUCUUGCAAAGGCACCCGAAACAGCUGUACCUCCACUGGCGCAGAUGACCUCCACAGGCCUACCCUCAGCACCGCACCCUCCUCCCGCCCCUCCAGCAGUGGCUGCUGUAGCAGCAAAGGUCUGCGCUAGCAGUGGCCCGCAAGCAGCCUCAGGGAAGCCAUCUGAGUCCCACCUGGGCCCAGAGUCUGCUGCUGACUCCGGGGUGGAAGAGGUGGACACUCGAAGCUCCAGCGAUCACCACCUGGAGACCACAAGUACAAUCUCCACUGUCUCCAGCAUGUCCACACUUUCUUCGGAAAGUGGCGAGCCCACGGACACCUACACCACCCACGCAGAUGGCCAGACUUUCAUUCUUGAUAAGCCACCAGUGCCUCCAAAGCCAAAGCUCAAGUCCCAGCUCAGCAAGGGCCCGGUGACAUUCAGGGACCCCCUGCUUAAGCAGUCAUCUGAUAGUGAACUGCUCUCACAGCAGCACGCAGCUGCGCUGGCUGCUGUUGCGGGAGCCUCAGGCCCGGCCAGACCGCGCUACCUCUUCCAGAGACGCUCCAAGUUGUGGGGGGACCCCGUGGAACCCCGUCCGCUUGCAGGGGCAGAGGAAGGCAAGCCCACUGUGAUUAGCGAGCUCAGCUCACGGCUGCAGCAGCUCAACAAGGACACACGCUCACUCGGGGAGGAGCCACUUGGAGCUUCACUUGACCCCGGAAGGAAAUCACCAGUAGUUGGUGCAAGACUCUUCAGCAGUUUAGGAGAGCUCCAUACCAUCGCUCAGAGAGGAUACGGCACCACUUACACCAUCAGACCUGGCAGCCGCUACCCGGUGACCCGCCGGACGCCGAGCCCCGGUUCCCCGGACCGCUCGGAUCCCCUGGGACCCAUCCGGGGUUUCGGACUGGCCACCUCCCCGACCGCGCCCCCCACCAUCCUCAAGUCGUCCAGCCUUAGCCUCCCCCACGAACCCAAGGAAGUGCGUUUCGUCAUGAGAAGCUCCAGCGCGCGCAGUCGCUCUCCUUCGCCCGCCCCUUCCCCAGGCAUGCACUCCCCUCUGCUCUCCCUACGCCCGUUCCACCAGAAACCUCUCCACCUGUGGAACAAAUACGACGUGGGCGACUGGCUGGCCAGCAUUCACCUGGCCGAACAUCGAGAACGGUUCCAAGAGCACGAGAUUGAGGGUUCUCACUUGCCCGCUUUGACCAAGGAGGACUUCGCCGAGCUGGGCGUGACUCGUGUCGGUCAUCGCAUGAACAUUGAGCGGGCUCUUAAACAGCUCCUGGAGAGUUGACCAUUCGCCUCCCUGUGUCAAUAGGUAGUAGUUUUCAUUUGCUCGUCUUUUCGUUAUCCUCGUGAUUUUUAAGCUUUAAAUAACACUACCCGUUUCCCCAAUCGCGUCAUUGGCGGAAGUGGGCGUCGGCUCCGUGCCGUUUUUUUGUAGCACUGUCCUAAGCCCCUCACACCCCACUGCCAGCAGCCAACAGCCAGUGGCCGUAUCUUCUCUGUCUGCUGCCUGCCCCCUUCUGGCUGAGGGAUGUAUUACACUCGGAGAAUGUUUAACCAACACUAGUGGCUUUUUCAUAAUCAGACUCUUACUUUGGGUUUCCAAAGGAAAUGUGACAUUAGAUAGAAUCUCAAUGUAUUUAAAUAGCUUUGAGAGACAGCAACAAGAAAAUGGACAUGUCUCUCCACUUAGAUGAUUUAUCCCACCAAUAAUUUCAUCAUUUUUACCAAUUAUAUACAUAUAUAUAUUUGACAGAAAAAGUAUAUAGAUAUAUAAAUAUAACAUUUUGUCAUAAAUAUAAAACUUAUAUAUGAUAUUAUAUAUAUAUAAAGACAAAAAAACAUUCUUGAAAAUGAUUUUUUACAAUGAUUCUUUUCUGAUGGAUUGUACCAUGAAACGUUACAUCACCUUAAGGAAAGACGCUUGAUUUUGAUCGUUUUGAGUGGUACCGCCCUCAUUUUUAUUUUUGGUUGUUAGUUUUGUUUAUUACAGAACUGGGCUUCCAUCUUUAAUUGAAGCAUCUCACAAUGAAGUGUAUGUGUAUGGUAUAUUUAUGUUUAGACAUUUAAAAAACACACCAACCAGACAUUUUCCUUUUUUAAAUGAAAAGUGUUCCCGGUACAGUAACACACUUUUACAGAAUCACACCGCUUUCCUGUCCAAAUUUGACUGGGCUGAUUUAAAGGUCAAUUCUCAGUCUUCUAAAAGGAAAAGUUCAACCAAAACUCACAUGUACUUACAUAUUUCAAACAUGUAUUCCUUUUUCUUGCACGAAAGACAAAAUAGAGAUGUUUUGUGUUCAUUCUUUUCCAUGCAAUUAUGGCAAAAUGGCACGAAAAGAUCCAAACAAUUCAUAAAAGAAUCAUACAUUGUAAAAAUGUCCUGCUGCACUUAAAUGUUUAAGUUAAACAACUUGAAUUAACAAGUCAUUUCAACUGUUUUGACUAGUUGCAAUAAAUUAUAUAAAAAAAACUUAAACCGACGGUUUGGCCAAAAAUGAAAAUUACCCCAUGAUUUACUCACCUUGAAGCCACCCGAGUUACAUAUGUCCAACCGUUUUUAUAUUCAGAUAUAUGUCCUAGCUCUUCCAAUCUUUAUAAUAAAUGAAUAUGGGUCCAAAGAAUGUGCAUCCAUCCUUUGCAAAAGUAAUCCACACGGUUCCAGGGAUACAUAAAGGCCUUUUAACUCUUUUUCCGCCAUUGGCAGCAUUUUUUUAUAAUUUUCACAAAAGUUUAAUGUCUUCAAGAAAAUGUUCUUCUUUAAAUAUGAAGUUAACGUACAAUAUAUAAAAUUAAAGAACAGAUCCUCUGCUUUCAAAA